AUGGCAGUGCCCGCCAGUGAAAAUCAGCCGAGUGACGACGAGGCCUCAGAAGCAUCUAGGGAGGAUGAGCAAAAUGCAGAAACCCCUCCAGCAAGCGGUACCUACUGCAACUCAGACUCGGAAGACUCUGCACCAGCGACCAAAAGAGAUAUAAGAAACCUGCUGCUGGAGAUGAGACAGGUGUGGAAAGCAGACCUGCUAAUAACGCAGACUGAGAUGGGGACUUACAGAAGUGGAGUCCAGAGAUGGAGCCAGGGAACAAUGGCUACAGACCGUGCAAGAAGAGAUACAAGACCUCGCCCAACAGGUCUAGAAACUUACCAAAUCAAUAAUGGUACUAGAAUCGAGACACAGACGGAGGAACAUCCACCUCAGAGGGGUGCCGGAGGUGUUGAGCAGGUACUUCAGAAAGCCCUCAUCAAGGCUCUGGAUAUUUACAACAAGGAAGACAACAAGACAGAUGAAUACUACAUUCAGGACACCACCCAGAAUAGCAUUAUCUUCGGUCAGACUCCCUGCUUUAUUUCCGGCUUGCAGCAGUGGGAGCUAUGUCCGGCUUUACCUUCUAAACUUAGCCCUCGGUGCACAGGAUUCAUAAAAUGGCUAAAAGAUCACCGACUUCCGUUCUUCUACCAUUCUGACCUUUGCUUGCACUACCUGCUCUGCCAGGAGCUACUGCAAAAUGGGAGAGAGGGACAGACCUUCCAUCAAAAUGAAACCUCUUCCAAAGGUGAAGAGUUGGCCUGUUUUUGGCUACAUGCAGAGCGGAUUUUGGGUAUAGAUGAAAAUGACGAAACUCAGAAAGCCUUAUACCUGUCCCUUAUCAGAGUAUUAAAGGUUACUCAUCUGCGUGCCGGUUCUGCUGUAAUGGAAUCUUGCAGCAUUAGCAGUGAGUCAGUCGCCCAGUUAAAACACUGGCAUCCACCAGGACGACCGCGAGAUGUACUGAAUUCAUUGCAGACUGAGGCUCUUGAAAAACUACACAAGUAUUGGGUGCCAGGAUUUCUUUCACACUGUCAAGUUUGCCUGUCUAGGUUUCCUGAGGGAUCUAUUCUGCUGGAAAUACGGCAGCAAAGCACAACAGUGAGAGACUUUUCUGAUCCUCUUCCUAUGAGUAUCAAAAAGCAAGAAAAGCCACCUGCAAUUUACUCCAGUGAGGUUAACAAAAGGAGGCAGUGGCAUCUCCUGACUUUUGGUAUUGGAACCAAUUAUGAUAGUUAUCUUGAAACACAUGCAACCUGCCAACUGAACCUCAAAGAGAGCAAUUGUAUGAAUUCUUCUGUUAACCAAAAAGUUGGAUGUCCAAAUGUCCUUGUUCCAACAUCAACAAGGACAGAAUCUUCCUUUAUUGUUCAACCACUGCCCAAAAACAUGCAGGAUCCAUGUGGUGUACACAAGAUUCUUCUUCCCCAUCCACAGGAUACUCCCAUCACGUGUCAGUUUUUGUCCUCAGGGUUAGAUUUGAGAAAUACUGAACUCAUCUCUGACUGGUUGCAUUGGGCUCUAAGUGCAGAGGAGUAUGCAUCUGCUCCUUUUCAUGCAUUCUUGAUAAAAAAGGGUGAACACAAAGGUGUCAGACUGGUCAGUCUGUGGAAGGAACUGAGAGUAAUCCUAUGGGCACUGCUUCGUAAGGAUAGUAUGGUGCUUUGCCGUGUGUUAAGUCACCAGUUGUGCCAAAAUUAUCUGCAGGAAGAGAAAGACAAGUUCAGUAAAACUUCAUCCAAAACAGAUUCCUGCCCAUCACAACUUAUUGCCAGGCGUCUUAGGCAGCUGCUGCCUUUCCAAGAUGCUCUACCAUGGGUCCUGCAGGCACAAACUCAGGUCUGCCAGAGUCUAUGUUCCCUUUAUAAGCAAUUUCUUGAUGAAGAAGACCGAAUUUUCCUGCAGUUUGUGAGUUCUAAAUUCCUAGAAGUCAACCCCGACAGGUCGGUAAACUCCCACACAGGGGAGAUCUGCAUUAAUAGGAUCCAAAGGAUAAAGACAGCUCUGGCUUUGGCUCAGGCGUGUGCACAUGGUGAGGAGAUAGAGCCACUGGAUUCGGAGGCAUGGAACAUUCUGGUCACUGAAGAUCUUUCCCAGGGAGGGUCACUCAAGCCACCUCCUCAACCAGAAAUUAUUCUGAAACUAGACUUUAGUAAAAUGACCUUUGAAGAACUGGUCUUAUGGAACCCUAAACUUGCUAUUGAGAUGAUGAGUAAACAAUUUCAUUCCCUCAACUUGUACAAAUCGUCUACUGAGUUCCAAGGAAAGAGACAAUCACGUGACAUAAAACCCAAGAAGGCCAGUAUCAUGCUUCGCAAACCAUCGUACAGACCCAGGACUUUGCUAGAGGUUUUACAUGAUCCAGUGCACCUUCCAUACUUCCGUCAUUUUAUGUUAUUACAUCAAGCUUUAGGACCUUUAGAAUUCUGGCUGAUGGUGGAUGAUUUGACAUCUCUAAAAGAUCCUAAGGCCCAAAGAGCACAGAUCAAUUUGAUAAAAAGGAGUUUUUUUCAGUCAAAGAACAACCCAGGUUUAGAAGAUAUCAGAAUCUGUUUCCAGAUUUCCCUGAGAUAGAUUCUGUACAUGGCAAAAUGAAGAAACACAGAAACAGUUUUUCACUUGGCAAGACAAGAAAAGCAUGGAGCACUUUAAUCGAAUUUGUCCACGCUACAUGCAAAUUCCAUCGCGCAAUGGAUAAUCCCCUAACUAAGAGAGAAUUUGAAUAUUUCUUGCAUCUGGAGUUAUUCAGCAGUUUAGAAAAUGUUCCAGUUGGGGCUGCGCCAGCCGUUAAAGUUCCUGCUAAAACUGCAAGUGCACAACAGUCCAAAUUUCGUGUUGCAGAUGAAUCUGAAAAUUUCCCGCCAAUACGUUGUGUUGUGAUCAAUCAAUCCAUCCUGGUCAAUUACUUGAUUAGUGAUCUUUCCUUCUAUGUGGAAACCAGAAAGUAUGUGAAUUAGACAUUUCAUUGAGAAUUUGUUUUUUGUUUU
Molecule: messenger RNA, 2969 nt
Organism: Pelobates fuscus (common spadefoot toad)
Lineage: Eukaryota; Metazoa; Chordata; Amphibia; Anura; Pelobatidae
Gene: RGSL1
Product: regulator of G protein signaling like 1
Exons: 15
Coding region: 1-2556 (851 amino acids)
Source: RefSeq, a predicted model, not a curated record